Messenger RNA from Motacilla alba alba, 1572 nucleotides. RefSeq names its product RAB27A, member RAS oncogene family (gene RAB27A). The transcript is spliced from 6 exons. The record is from RefSeq and is a predicted model, not a curated record. Gene Ontology annotation, cellular component: secretory granule; melanosome. Gene Ontology annotation, biological process: positive regulation of exocytosis; melanosome transport. Gene Ontology annotation, molecular function: GTP binding; GTPase activity. NCBI's taxonomy places the organism in Eukaryota, Metazoa, Chordata, Aves, Passeriformes, Motacillidae. Bases 546 to 1211 code for a protein of 221 amino acids.
GUGAGAAAUAAAACCAGUUUGGGGAACUUUGGUGCUUGCUGUAUUUCAAUAUAAUAGACUAGUGUUUUCACUGUAUUUUUUUUUUUUGUAUACUUAGAAAAAGUUGUGCUCACACAUUGCAACUUCCUCUCCCUAAGACAAAGAGGAGGGUCAGUAGUUUAUGCAAAGGUUCGAGGUGCAUUACCUGGUUUAGGGAGAUCUAGUUAGCUACUUUGCUCACUUUUAAAAGGGGGAAAAGAGAUCACUUGAUCGGUCAGCAAGACCACAUGACAAGCAGCUGAAUGUAAUUAGGUGGGGAGGGUGCUUGUGUGGGGCUGGCAGCUUCCCAUGCCCUGUGAAUGUUAGAGCUAUUAGUCUGAACUACACUAUUUUGGUUCUAUUUCUUUCUCUGCUGAUGCUUCCUGUAGAUGGGAAAUGGCUCUUUUUGCAUGACUAUGGUAUUCAAGAGAACUGACCUGUGUCAGGAAACUUGUCACUGAAGCACAUUUGGAAAACUACAGAUACAUUCACAGCUGUUAAACAUAGGUGCCGCCUGAAUUCUCACUAUGUCUGAUGGGGACUACGAUUACCUCAUAAAAUUCCUAGCGCUCGGUGAUUCUGGAGUAGGGAAGACCAGCCUUCUUUACCAAUAUACAGAUGGCAAAUUUAAUUCCAAAUUCAUCACAACGGUGGGCAUUGACUUUCGGGAAAAGAGAGUGGUGUAUAGACCCAAUGGGCCGGAUGGUGUUGGUGGCAGAGGACAGAGGAUCCAUCUUCAGCUCUGGGACACUGCAGGGCAGGAAAGGUUUCGUAGCUUGACUACAGCUUUCUUCAGAGAUGCCAUGGGGUUUCUUCUGCUCUUUGAUCUGACAAAUGAGCAAAGCUUUCUGAAUGUCAGGAACUGGAUAAGUCAGCUACAAAUGCAUGCGUACUGUGAAAACCCAGACAUUGUGUUAUGUGGAAACAAGAGUGACCUGGAGGACCAAAGGAUGGUGAAGGAAGAAGAUGCUAAGGAACUUGCAGAAAAAUAUGGAAUCCCAUAUUUUGAAACCAGUGCAGCAAAUGGGAAUAAUGUAAGCAGAGCCAUUGAAACACUGCUUGACCUCAUUAUGAAGCGCAUGGAACGAUGUGUGGAUAAAUCCUGGAUCCCUGAAGGGGUGGUGCGCUCCAACGGGCACAGCUCUACAGAACAACUGAAUGAGGAGCAAGAAAAAGGCAGAUGUGGCUGUUAGCCCAGUUACAAUUAACUUUCUUGUGUAUGAUACAGUACAGUUGCAGCUUACCUGUUUAACUUCGGGACAAAUCGCUUUGUGUAGUUAUUUAAUGAGCUAUAUUAAUUCUUGAUAAGAAUUUUUUGUUUGCUUUCUCUCAAACAACAUUGAUCUCCACCUGUAAGGUAUGCAGUUUAUGAGCUGUGGGACAGAGGUUUAAUUUGGUUUAGCAUUGGAUGUUCCUCUAAUUCUCUGCUUGGGAGGAAAGGGGUCGAAAGGAAUUUUCAUUACCAAAUUCAGAAACAUGUCUCUGUGGGCAGCCAGAAAGGCUAGGCUUCUGAGUUGAAGGGUUUGCAGUUGCCCUUCACAGUCUCCAUUAACU